This is a messenger RNA of Prionailurus viverrinus (fishing cat), 7971 nucleotides long. It is a transcript of the gene PGM2L1, whose product is annotated as phosphoglucomutase 2 like 1. The record is from RefSeq and is a predicted model, not a curated record. Gene Ontology annotation, molecular function: glucose-1,6-bisphosphate synthase activity; intramolecular phosphotransferase activity. Lineage: Eukaryota; Metazoa; Chordata; Mammalia; Carnivora; Felidae. The transcript has 14 exons. Gene Ontology annotation, biological process: carbohydrate metabolic process. Bases 564 to 2432 code for a protein of 622 amino acids.
GGCAGCUGCGAGAAAAGGAGACGCGUGGGAGUGUGUGAGGACUGUUAACAAGGAUAAGACGCGUGGCAAGAAGCAAAUUAAAAAAAAAAAAAAGGCCGCGCCACAACCCAUCACACCCCAGUGGAUCCUAACUUAUGUUACUGCGAAGGCACCGGGACCGUACUCUCCCGCUGGUGCCUCACGCCCCAGGGACUUAAAUCAGCUGGGGCGGGAAAGGGUGGGGCCAGUGGCGCGGGAGGCGGGGCGUACAGCGGCGAGGGCGGCGGCGGCGGCCGAGACCCAGACAUCUGGGACUGUUGUUGUUCUCUCGCCGCCGGACCGCCUCAGUCCGUUCGCCCAGAAAGAGACCCGGAGCUAGUCUGGUGGGGAGCGGGUGGCCGAAUCCCCCGUCUUUCCUGCUUCCGCAAAGCUGCGGCAGGAGCUGGUUCAGACACCUUGCGGUUGGUCUCCGAUGCCCUUCAGUGAGGAGGGGGCGUCAGAACCCUGGUGAGCGCAUCUCAGCCCCCACCCCCAACUCAGUGUCUUCGCCGGCCCCCAGGCCCUCACACCCCAGUCUGGCUGCCAUGGCUGAAAACGCGGAGGGAGACCUGAACUCCAACCUGCUCCACGCCCCCUACCAUACCGGUGAUCCUCAGCUAGAUACGGCCAUCGGGCAGUGGCUCCGUUGGGAUAAGAAUCCCAAAACAAAAGAGCAAAUUGAAAAUCUGUUACGGAAUGGGAUGAACAAGGAGCUACGAGAUCGUCUUUGUUGCCGAAUGACUUUUGGGACGGCGGGACUUCGUUCUGCUAUGGGGGCAGGAUUUUGCUAUAUUAAUGACCUUACAGUAAUACAGUCAACACAGGGAAUGUACAAAUACCUUGAGAGAUGCUUCUCAGACUUCAAGCAGAGAGGCUUUGUCGUCGGGUAUGACACCCGGGGUCAAGUAACUAGCAGCUGCAGCAGCCAGAGACUUGCUAAACUCACUGCUGCAGUCUUAUUGGCCAAAGAUGUUCCUGUGUACCUUUUUUCAAGAUAUGUUCCUACGCCUUUUGUACCAUAUGCGGUCCAGGAGCUCAAAGCAGUUGCAGGUGUGAUGAUUACUGCUUCUCACAACCGCAAAGAAGACAACGGGUACAAGGUUUAUUGGGAAACUGGUGCCCAGAUCACAUCUCCUCAUGACAAAGAAAUUCUGAAAUGUAUAGAAGAAUGUGUGGAACCUUGGAAUGGUUCCUGGAAUGAUAAUUUAGUGGAUACCAGCCCACUGAAGAGAGAUCCUCUGCAGGACAUUUGCAGAAGAUACAUGGAAGAUCUUAAAAAGAUCUGUUUUCACAGGGAAUUAAAUUCAAAGACCACCUUGAAAUUUGUACAUACAUCUUUUCAUGGGGUCGGACAUGACUAUGUGCAGCUGGCUUUUCAAGUGUUUGGUUUUAAGCCUCCUAUUCCAGUACCAGAACAAAAAGAUCCUGAUCCAGACUUUUCUACUGUUAAAUGCCCAAAUCCUGAAGAAGGAGAAUCUGUGCUGGAACUUUCUUUGAGACUGGCAGAGAGAGAAAAUGCCCGGGUAGUGCUAGCCACAGAUCCUGAUGCAGACCGACUGGCAGUGGCAGAACUUCAGGAGAAUGGUCAUUGGAAAGUUUUCACAGGGAAUGAGUUGGCAGCUUUGUUUGGGUGGUGGAUGUUUGAUUGCUGGAAGAAAAAUAAAUCAAGAAAUGCUGAUGUGAAGAACGUUUAUAUGUUAGCCACCACAGUCUCCUCCAAAAUUUUGAAGGCAAUUGCACUUGAAGAAGGAUUUCAUUUUGAAGAAACAUUACCAGGUUUUAAAUGGAUUGGAUGUAGGAUAAAAGACCUCCUGGAAAAUGGGAAAGAAGUCCUUUUUGCAUUUGAGGAGUCAAUUGGUUUUCUGUGUGGAACUUCAGUUUUGGACAAAGAUGGGGUGAGUGCAGCCGUUGUUGUUGCUGAGAUGGCAGCUUACCUGGAAACCAUGAACAUAACAUUGAAACAACAACUGAUUAAGGUUUAUGAAAAAUAUGGUUAUCACAUUUCAAAAACGUCCUAUUUCUUGUGUUAUGAUCCGAUUACCAUCAAAAGUAUAUUUGAAAGGCUUCGCAAUUUUGAUUCUCCAAAAGAAUAUCCAAAAUUUUGUGGGACAUUUGCUAUAUUGCACAUCCGGGAUGUUACCACUGGAUAUGACAGCAGCCAGCCUAAUAAGAAAUCAGUGCUGCCUGUGAGUAAAAACAGCCAAAUGAUUACAUUUACUUUUCAAAAUGGCUGUGUGGCUACUCUUCGGACAAGCGGGACAGAACCCAAGAUAAAGUAUUAUGCAGAGAUGUGUGCAUCACCAGAGCAGAGUGACACUGCCUUACUAGAAGAGGAAUUGAAGAAACUCAUUGAAGCUCUGAUUGAGAAUUUUCUUGAGCCCAGUAAAAAUGGACUGAUCUGGCGUUCUGUUUAGUGCACACCAGUACAUCAUUUCUUUGCACUGGCACAUGGAACAGAACAGCAAAGAACUCCAUGUGUUGACAUCAUAUUAUCAUUCUCUCCCUAUCUCCUCUGGCCAAGUAUCCUUUUAUUUUCUUUCUUUUGGUUGGCUGACUAAACAAACUAUCAAUUUGAAAUGCAAUGGUCUGGAGAGAAAUGAUUCAGAUUUUUUCAUAAUCUUGAACAAAAGUCAUUUCAUUAAAAGUAUUAUAGUGACACGUUGUUCUUCCUUUAACAGAAAAAAAAAUACAUAAGUGAGUUUUCUUAUUUAAGUGUGAUUAAGCUUAGUUCCAUAUUAUAAUUGUGUAGAGCACGGUUUAAAAAAAAAGGCAGAUAAAUGCUAUAUAAUUGUAGAGUUAGUUAAGGAAAUUAAUCUAUAAAAUUGACAAGAAAAUGGCAUUGCUCCCAUAAUACUGUGGGAAAGUGUCAUUGUUAUGUCACAGGUAUUAACUUACCAAGUAGAGUAUUUGAAAUAGGGUAUUUGCAUUUUUAGCUUAGAACCGAUGUUACAAUAUGUGGUUUCAGCUUCUCUUUUUUCAGGUGCUCUUAAUGUAGUGUGAACUUAUUGUACGUAUUUAAAAUUCUGACGUUUACUGAACGUAAAACAAUAGUGGCAAUGCUCCUAGUGGUUUCGUUCUUGUCAGAUUUCUUAGUGCCUUCUCCGGGUAUGGUAUGAAUUAAAACAGUGUUCCUGCAUUGAAUAUAAUUUAAUCAGCCAAUUUUCAGACAGUUGAGGAAAUCUUCCAAACUAUGUAGGUGCUUCCCCUCUAUAGCAAAUAAAUUUGCCCUUUAAAAAAAUCUGAUGAAUGUAAAUAAAAAUGUUAAUAAAAGCAAACUCAGUGUAACUAUACUGAAGGAUCUUCAUGUUAGAAUUCAGGCUCAGUAAUCACAGCCUUCAAGUAAAGAAAAAAAUCUGAACUGAGAAAGGAGCUCUAAAUUUAUUUAAAUGUCUAACUUUGGAAUUACAUUUUUAUAAGUAGAUUUAUUCCUUUAUCAGAUGAAGUAAUGCUAAUUUUACUAAGAAAUAAAAUAUCCAGAUUUUAGGUGUUAGAAAACACUAAAACUACAUGUUUUAAAACUAAAUUCCAUUUUGUUCUAACAUCUUGCUGGCCACUGUAGGAUUUCUGAUCUCAAGAGUACUCUUUACCAAUAUGGAAAAAAAUUUUGGAAGGUCACUUUUGGUUGAUUCCCCAGACUUCUAAAAAAGUCUUAAUAGAGAAAUACCGUUUAAUCUCCUUAAAGUGUAUCCUGUCCUAUAUAACUCACAGAAUAAUUAAACCCAAGUGCUGUAGUUAAGAGGUAACAAUCACAAGGCCUUGUGUGUAAUUAUACUGAACAAAUAGCUAGUGGGAUAUAACUGGUAUUAGAGAAUUUACUUCCUAAAAAAUAAUAAUAACAUAAAAUUUAAACAUUUAUUAAAUAACAGUUUGGUUUAUUGCAGCUAUCAGCUAACAUUUGGUUGAACCCAUAUAGUCCAAGUAUAAUUUUCAAAUUAUUGUAUUGCCACUAUUGUUAAUUUGUUCCUUCCUUUCUUAUAGCUAGAUCUUGUAUGACUGUAGGUAAUAGCUAGCUAAGGGUAGAGCACCAUACUUCUGAAUGACAUUGUUUUCAAAGGCUUUGCACUAGGGAAAAUGUGUAUACUUUUUUGCUUUAUUGGCUUUAAGGAAUGUAGAAUGUAACUUAGGAGAUAGCCUAUAUUCUGCCAAGUAUUAUAAAUAAUGCUAUAUAUAUCAAAAAUAUGUGUAUUUGGCUUUAGUGUCUGUGUUUCCAUGACUGAAGAACAAAGUGAAGCUAAAAUGAUAUGAUAGCCCAUUCAUAAUCACUAAACCCAUGUCAUGAUUGUCAUUCUAUUAUAAAGAGAACAGUUUGAGUGCUUUAAUAUAAUACAAUGUUUAAGUCAUCUUAAUCAAGGUGAAAAGUUAUGAAAGCUUAGGUUAUCUCAAAAAUUUAAAAAUCCAAAGUUAAAAUUAACAAAAUUUUACAAAUGUUCCUGAAAUGUAUAGAUUGAGGGAAUUAUUAGAUUCUAGCCAAGCUCUCAAGUCUAUGUAAGCAUGGUAUUUUAACAUGAACUUGACAUAGUGGGUAUAAAGUGGCCUAAUAGAAUAAAUCAGUAAUCCAAGUCAACCAGGAAGGGCAGAAGUGCUGGCCCAUGAGUCUCAGCCUUGGGCUCUACAUUGUUUAGCUUUUUCUUUAUGAAUUAUAUCACAAAAAUGAAUGCAUUCUCCUUGAGUAUAUAGAUCAAAACUGGGCUUCUCUAGAGUUUUGGGGAAAAGGAACAAACUAGUGGGGCAAGGUCAAAGAAUACAUUGAAAAUAAGCAGUAGAAAUAAACAAACAAUAGAAAAGUCAAUAAGAUGGCACAGGAACAACUUCUUGUGAAGGGCAAACUAACCUCUCAAAAAGUAGGGAAUAAACUGGCUGUGGGUAAGUUAUUUAGCUCUGUUUGUUAUUAUGAUGAACAAAUAGCGAACCUUUUGCUUUCUUUCCGUUAUUAGCAACCACUAAAAAGAAGCCAAGUUUUAGGAGGUGAGAAAAAGUACCCCUCUUACUGAUUCAAUUCUGCUAGGAUGUUGUGUCUUAGGAUCAUAUGGGAACUGGGGAGGAGAGGACAUAGCAGAAAUAAAAAGGAAUAUAAUACAAAUUGGAGAAUAAGACUUGUGAGAAAGAGUUCAAAGAAUUAAGAUCAUUUAACUCUGGAGGGGAGAAAGCUGUUGAGAUGUUUAAUAAGUCUUCCUAAGUUAUUAGUUGAAUCUUUUAUUGCAAGGCUCAAAGUAAGAAGGAAUAUAUCAAACUAUUCUCUAUCUUCAAUGAGGACAGACUAAAAAAGAAUAAGGAUCUUUUUUAAAAAAAUAAAUAACAAAUUUAUAUAUUAAGGAAUGUACUAAAUGAAUUUUAAAGGUUCCUUCCAAUACUUUUUUUUAAAACUCAGGUUGGGACAAUGAUGAUAUCAUAGCACUGAAAGUUACAUUUGAGUUUUUGCUCCUUAUCUAGAAGAAUUUAGCUCACAAGAGAGUUUUUGUAUAUGUUGAGUAGUAGACGCAUGAGUGCAGUCUCUAUUCACUGCAUAAAGACCUGCUCGGAUAUUAUUUUUAAUUUAACCUGGCAAAUAAGUGAGACUUGAACACCAUUUUAUUCAUCUUGAAGACUAUAUAGCAUUAUAGGAUAUUUGAGGGUUUUGUUUUAACUGUAUUGUUAUUUGGGUGUCCUAACUUCAGCAGAGAGGAAGACUCUGUAUACUCUGGGCAUAAUAGUGUGGAUCCAGUGGAAAAAGACUGGAUACUCUGGGCAUAACUUUAUAUAGGAAAUAGACCUCCUAUUUCUUAAGGAGGUUGCUUCUGGAAUUGAUCGAACAAAGGUAUUAGCUGGAGUUUAAUGGAGAAAUUGUUCUAUGAACUAUGAAUUGCUGCUAUUGGUAUUUCUUUCAGAUGUUUUCCACUGAUGUUUGUGAUGCUUGAAAAAUCCAAAUUUUGAUUGGAUAAAUUUAUUUUAUGCCUUUUUCUCUCUACCUCCCUUUUUCCCUAGGUCCCCUCCCACAUUUUGUUACUGUGAAAAGCUAUUGCCCUAUUACCUCACUGAUAAGAAAUCUUAAUUGUAUUCAUUCAGAAUGCUUUAAACGUGUUCAUAAACUAUGUCUGUUUUUUGGACUUUUGGUUAUUUUGUUAUUGUGAGAAUAUUUAAGACAUUGUAAGAAGUAAUUUUAAAUCUAUUUCAUAAUCUUUUUGGUCUGUCUGGAUACUACUAUAUGUUAAUUUAUUAUAGCCUUUUACAAUUCACUUGUUUUUCUGAGAUUGCUCUAGAAACUGAUGAGGAAAGAGUCAUACUAAUCAAUUGAAUGGUCAAUUGAUCUCACAUAUUAUUUCAGGUUUCCUUGUACUUGGGGUAUCCAAAGCACAAAAUUUGAGGAAAUCGUUUUUCACAUUUGUCCCCAAAGCAUCUUACCAUAAGCCGUAAGAAGUCCCAGGUGGAACGAAGAGGAUCUUUCUUUGCAGGACUUAACACAGCACGAUUUUCUUUAGUUCCAGGUGGAAACAAAGUUAAAGUUUUCCAUUGGUUACUUUAAAAAAUUAACCAUACUAUUACAUUCAUUAAAUGAUCUUUUCUCUUUGUUCAUUCAAGACUGUGUACUUGAAAAAGAGGACAUAUAAGAAUGAGUAACGUGUCCAAGGUAAGGGCAAAUGACAUAUCUAAAGUUUGCUUCUCAAAUUUUUCCACCCUAAAGCAGAAGAGUAUAAAUACGUGGGGGGAAGGGGCCCAAGCACAAAAUCUGAAGUAGUCUACCACUCGUGAAAUUUCGUGUUCUGUCUUAAAAACGUAAGUUGAAUUUUGCAUUCUCCAUAAUAAAACUGUUUCGACAUAAAGAUGAUUCCUUCAGUCUUCACGGAAACCAGUGCUGCCGGCAAGGAGCACCACAUUUAGCACACGGCCUCUCAGUUUUCCCCCUCUACCCUCCUCAAUUGCCGCGUCCGCCUGGUGGUACACACACUGACUUUGGGAAAUAUAGACAUAGGACAUACCUAGGAUAUUCCCUGCCUUUUAAAAGCUGAACUUUGAAAGUAUUAAUGCCAAAUUAAACUGAACUGAAACAGCUCCGUUAUCACUGAGGCUUAUAUAAUAUUGUCAGAGGUGUUGGCCCAUUUGUUUUCAUUAACUCAUUGGCAUUUCUUGACCGAGAAGGAGCACCCAACUAUCAGCUCCCUGAGAGCAGAGAUCAUGUUUUAUUAGUUUUUCAUACUCACACCCUCCCCCUGCCCCCCAGAUACAGUACCUGUUAUAGAGUGCCUAGUUGGUGACAGUAGGAAUUAGGGGGUUGUAUUUUAAAGAAACUAAUAGUUUAAGUAAGAAACAAUCAAAAAUGUUAAUUUUCUGAUUCAGUUUUUUUAAGCAUUUCUCAUUGCUGGAAUUUAUGAUAAAUCUUCAUUAAGCAUGCACACCCUUAAAUACUGUUUCUUUUGAGAGAGCAGAGCAUAUUCCUAUUUGCAAAUUAUAUAUAAUGCCUAGUAUUUUACACUCAAAGCAAGAUGUUGGCCAAGUAGGCUAAGAAGGUAUCUAUGUAGACUUAAUAUCACGGGUUAUAAGUGCCAUUUUGAGCCUAAUAGUGCUACCUUCCAAGUGAGUCACAACUAAUUUGAAACUAUUUGGUAUAUUUUUGUCCACUGUUAUGAUUCAUCAUAUAUCUUAAAAGAGGCACUCAAACAAGAGUCUGCAUCUGUAUAUAUGGUGAGGCCUUUUUGUUUUAGGCUAAAAUAAACUGUUUGUAUUAUGUCAUUGAAUAUGCCAGAUAAAAUAUAUACAGUUAAGAAUGAAUUAUUUUUCUGACUUGUGCAGCAGUUGCUCAAAAUUGUGCCCUUGUUUUAACAGUUUCUGUCAACAUUUUCUCAUUUUUUUCCCGAUGAAAACACCAGGAUGUAUCAUAAGUACUGCCUGUGAGAAUUUGCACUUGAAGUGUUUGUGAGUGGAUUUCUUGUGGUUUUAGCAAAUGAAGUGUUAUCGGUAAUAAACAGGCCUCUUUAUAAG